Gymnodraco acuticeps is the source of this 2015-nucleotide messenger RNA. RefSeq names its product lysosomal protein transmembrane 4 beta (gene laptm4b). The coding region runs from base 189 to 866 and encodes 225 amino acids. Gene Ontology annotation, cellular component: lysosomal membrane. NCBI's taxonomy places the organism in Eukaryota, Metazoa, Chordata, Actinopteri, Perciformes, Bathydraconidae. The transcript has 7 exons. The record is from RefSeq and is a predicted model, not a curated record.
CCAGAUUAAGGCUCUGCUUGUUGCCAGUCCUCCUCCACCAGCGGAAACAUCCGAACAUCGUCUCUGACAUACACUCGAUGUGGCGGAACUAGAAGCGGUCCGUAUUUUUUUUAGGACACAUAAAUAUUGAAUAAUUCAUUUUCGGCGGCAUUCAUGAAAUAACUUGAAAUUCAUAGCAGGAUAACACCAUGAUUUCGCCGUGGGACCGGUGGUACUCGACGAGCUGCUGCCUCUGCUGCCAUGUACGGACGGGCACCAUUAUUCUGGGAAUAUGGUAUAUGCUCAUCAAUGCGGUGGUUCUACUCAUCUUGUUGUCGGCUCUCAAUGACCCGGUUCAAUACCGCUACCACCUUACCAGCUCUGAGCUGGGGACUGACAUCGACGUCAUGGACGAUGCAAAUAUCUGCAUAGCCACUGCGAUAUCCCUGCUCAUGAUUCUUAUAUGUGGCAUGGCAACAUAUGGUGCUUACAAGCAACAUGCUGCUUGGAUCAUUCCGUUCUUCUGCUACCAAAUCUUCGACUUUGCCCUGAACACACUGGUAGCCAUUAGUGUUGUUGUUUAUCCCAACACGGUGCAGGACUACCUCCAGCAACUGCCAGGGACAUUCCCUUACAAAGAGGACAUCAUGUCCACCAACAACAUGUGCCUAGUUUUUGCAGUCCUGCUGUUCAUUGGCUGCAUCCUCUCCUUCAAGGCCUACCUGAUUGGCUGUGUGUGGAACUGCUACAGAUAUGUGAGCGGCCGGGGUACCACGGAGGUCCUGGUGUAUGUCACCACCAAUGACACCACGGUUCUGCUGCCCCCGUACGAGGAGGCUAUUGCUAUACCGCCGAAGGAUCCCCCUCCCCAGUAUAUGGAGGCAUGAGAGACGUCCUCCUUGUUGGACCCCAUCCCCCAAACACCUUCCACCUCUCACUCCCACCACUAGGACCCAAACACUGGCUGGAACAUGUUGGAAAACAAGACAAAACAGUGUCUUAGAGGCUGGUUUCAUCUUGGAUUCCUGCCAAACUUAUAUUAAAUUAGGCUGACCUCCAUCAACUCUCCCCCCCCCCCCCCCCCCCCCCACCACCACCUCCCCUGGUUGUUGUGAUGUAAUUUCCUCCCCUACCCUCUCCUCUGUCUUCCUCCAAGGACAGUAUCGCAGCGACUCCACCGGCUCCCCCUGAACACUCUGACCCAACUCAACGUGCACUUUUCUUUGAGGGAAACGUGCACCGGUUUGGCCACCAACUGUUAACCCCCUGAUACUGUGAAUCUCCCUCAUGGACUUUGUCUAGAAACAAACUACCUGAAGAGAGUUAGUGACAGAGAGUGAGAAGGAAAGCAACAUACACGAUCAGUUAUGCAAGAGCACUUUUUUCCGAAAUUGACAAACUCCUUCAUUGAAUGUAAUGUCGAGGUAUUUUUGUAUGACUUUUUUGUAUAACAGUAAAAAACUGAGAGAAAAAUAAGUGAUAGUGAAAGGCUGUCCUGUUGUGAUAUGUUCAUGGUCUGUCCUGCAGGAAAUCUUAAUGAAAAAGGAUCCUCGACCACUACUUCUUCCUGUUGUUUCCAUGUAAACACACUGUCUGUUAACCUGUGAUCCGUUGACUGCCCGUUGAAAACCUUGUUCACCCUUUCUUCUCCAUCACAAUAUUCCAGUUUGCCUUCCUGUCUGUUCCGAGAAAGAGUGGCAUUAAUGAUCUUGUUCAUAGAAGCACACAAACAUAAAUAUUACAGUUUCACAUCCAAAAAGGCAAUUCACAAACAGUCAAAUCUAUAAUAUGUAACAUUAGUGUGUUAAGACGCGCGUCCUGUGUUCCUGUCGAGCUGCAGCUUCAACAGCAACGUCUUUUUUUUGUUUUACAUGGAUCAUGUGUAAUCUGAUCUUUUUAGUUGAGAUAAUUUAGCUGGACUGAGGGCAUUUUCGUGUGUGUGUGUGUGUGUGUGUGUGUGUGUGUGUGUGUGUGUGUGUGUGUGUGUGUGUGUGUGUGUGUGUGUGUGUGUGUGUGUGUGUGUGUGUGUGUGUGUG